This is a messenger RNA of Formica exsecta, 2146 nucleotides long. RefSeq names its product mitochondrial enolase superfamily member 1-like. The record is from RefSeq and is a predicted model, not a curated record. Bases 692 to 2002 code for a protein of 436 amino acids. Gene Ontology annotation, molecular function: L-fuconate dehydratase activity; magnesium ion binding. NCBI's taxonomy places the organism in Eukaryota, Metazoa, Arthropoda, Insecta, Hymenoptera, Formicidae. Gene Ontology annotation, biological process: amino acid catabolic process; carbohydrate catabolic process. The transcript is spliced from 6 exons.
GAAGUAUAUAUUUUAAUGUUGAUAGUAUUUAUGAUUAAAAUACACGUCGCAUAGAUUAAUGCAAGUCAUAGAGAUAGCGCAAAUCGCAAGGAUUCUUUUUUUUUUUUUAAAGGAAAGUACAAUUCAAUCAAGGAUGAAUAAUCACUUUACAAGAGUUUUCGAAUAAAAAAAAGAAACAGUUUCAGAUUCUUAUUAAUUUCUUUGCUUUUUUUAUUAAAACUGUGUGGAUCUGUGAAUAUAUAUAGACUUCACCACACAUACCAAUAUGUUGAAUAAAAUUCAUAGCAAACCCAAAAUUGAAAUACAAUGUUAAAAAUUUUGAAAUGUACGAUAUAAAAAAGAGAUAAAGCUUCCUUCAAUGUGAUCCAUGUUUAUUAUCUGUAGUAUCUAUUUUAUUAUCCAUAUUUUAAUUAUCUAUAUUAAUUAUCUAUAAUAUAUCUAUUACACAACAAUAUAAGUAAUUUAUUUACUUAGCUUUAUAUAGAUAUACUGUACUUGUGUUAAAUGCAUCGCGUGAUGCGGCACAUCUACGACACAAAUAUUUAUGUAAGAAGAUAAGAUAUAUGAUAUUUGUGUCUGCGUUUGUCUCUUGACAUUACUUCUUCGCUCGAGGUAACGAUUCAAUUGCUAUUCAUUUAGUAUCACAAUUAUAUUGUAUUCGGCUUAAAAGUAUUUAGUGUAACCGUUAAAAAUGAUAGAUGCAAAGAUCAUCGAUAUCGAAGUGCAGGAUAUAAGAUUUCCGACAUCAUUACAGCAUCAUGGAAGCGACGCAAUGCAUACUGAUCCUGAUUACUCUUGCGCAUAUGUAACGAUCAAAACGGACACAGAAUAUGAAGGGUAUGGCCUUACUUUUACUCUAGGAAGGGGAACUGAAAUUGUUGUGCUAGCAUGUAAAUCCUUAUUUAAAAUCGUUAAAAAUCAUACAACUAAAGAGAUUUAUACCAACUUUGCGUCAUUCUGGAGAAAGUUGACAUGUGACACACAAUUGAGAUGGAUCGGACCGGAAAAGGGCGUGAUACAUUUAGCUACAGCGGCUAUCGUAAACGCAUUGUGGGAUUUAUGGGCACGUAUCGAAAGCAAACCUGUCUGGAAGCUUCUUACAGACAUGUCGCCCGAACAGCUCGUUUCCACUAUAGAUUUUAGAUAUAUAGAUAUAGUGACCGAGCAGGAGGCGAUAGAAAUGCUUGAGAGAAAUGCAGUACAUAAAAAAAUUAAAGAACUCAUGCUGAGAGAAAAUGGAUUUCCCGCGUAUACAACUCAGGUCGGAUGGCUGGGGUACAGUGAUCAACAAGUCGAAGAUCUUUGUAAAUCGUUCUUGGACCGUGGUUUUAAGGCGUUCAAAAUAAAAGUGGGUCAGAAUUUGGACGAUGACAUUAGAAGGUGCGAAAUGAUACGCAAAGUGAUAGGCUAUGAGAAUAAAUUGAUGCUGGACGCGAAUCAAGUCUGGGAAGUGGGACAGGCGAUAGAAUGGAUGAAAAAAUUGGCGAAAUACAAACCCUUUUGGAUAGAGGAACCGACGUCUCCCGACGAUAUCUUUGGGCACUCUCAAAUAAAAGACGCGUUAAACAAUUAUAAUAUCGGAAUUGCUAGCGGCGAAAUGUGCGCGAAUCGCGUUAUGUUUAAACAAUUUUUGAUGUUUGGACUUAACUUUUGUCAAAUCGACGCGGCAAGGAUUGGCGGGAUUAAUGAAAUUUUGGCCGUAUAUUUCAUGGCAAAAAAAUUGAAAGUACCAGUAUGCCCACACGCUGGUGGAGUAGGUUUGUGCGAAAUGGUUCAACAUCUUCAAAUGUGGGACUAUAUUUGCUUAAGUCAAACCACUGAAAAUCGUAUGAUAGAAUAUGUGGAUCAACAACACGAACAUUUUGAAAAUCCUGUCCAUAUAAGGAAUGCCUAUUAUAUGCCGCCUUUGUCCUCUGGAUACUCAACUAAAUUUAAAAACGAGUGUAUCAUGGAGUAUGCUUAUCCAAAAGGUAACUAUUGGAAAUCCCAUGAAACUAAAUAAAAAAUUUUGAGAAAUAAAUAUCAUUGUGAAGAACAAAUUUGUAAAAAAUUCAUAUAAACAUGUUUAUAAUUCUUUGUUAAAAACGUUCUGUAUAUCUAUAUAUAUAUAUGUACAUCUUGUAAUUCAAAUAAAUUGUAAAACACA